GAGGUGCCCCAGGAGCAUCUGAGCUCACUGAGGAAAAGCCGUGAAGAAGCCAAGGCUGAGAGGGAGCGGCAGAGCGAAGAUUUACUGAAGCAGACGGAGGUGGAGAGGCAGAAAAUCGUGGCCGAGUGCAAGGAGCUGCGGGGUUUUUUGGAGGAGAAGGAGCAGCUUUUGCUGUCGCGCUUGGAGGAGCUGGAGAAAGACGUGGUCAAGAGGAGGGACGAGAGCGUGACCCGGCUUUCCGAGGAGAUCGCCCAGCUCGAUAAACUCAUCAGCGAGCAAGGGGGGGAAAACGGCCCCGCAAACCAGGCCGGACAGGUGGGAGCAACUGGGAUGAGUUUGGAGAGCUGGAUGUUUUGCAAACCCGAGGGCGGCUUCGCAGAGCUGGAAAAGAAACUCAAGAGCUUUUCCCAGAAGAGCGCGGUGCUGAAGGAAGUGUUGCUGGAGUUCAAGGAAAAUCUCCGUUUCGAGCUGGAGAACGACACAGGUGAUUUAUCGCUGGACCCCGACACUGCCAACCCCUACCUGGUGCUGUCUGAGGACAAGAGGAGCGUCCGGCUCCGCGGGGCCCCCCAGGACCUCCCGGCGCACCCCAAAAGAUUCGACUUCUCCUUCUGCGUCCUGGCGGCCGAGGGUUUCAUAUCGGGGCGCCACUACUGGGAGGUGGAGGUGGGGGACGGGGAAAGGAAAAAUUGGGAUCAAUAUCAAGCGUUUACCUCCCCGGAGACCCCACUGUCCCUAUGCGAGCGGCCGAGGAAAAUCGGGGUGUACCUGGACUACGAAGGGGGGUGGGUGGCGUUUUAUAACGCCGAUAACAUGGCCCCCAUUUUUACCUUCACGGCCGCUUUCACUGAAAAAAUCUUCCCCUUUUUUUGGCUCUUUUAUGUGGGCUCCUCCCUUUCCCUUUGCAAUUAA
Messenger RNA from Mesitornis unicolor (brown roatelo), 912 nucleotides. RefSeq names its product tripartite motif-containing protein 15-like. Lineage: Eukaryota; Metazoa; Chordata; Aves; Mesitornithiformes; Mesitornithidae. The annotation marks the transcript as partial. The transcript has 6 exons. Gene Ontology annotation, molecular function: protein binding. The record is from RefSeq and is a predicted model, not a curated record.